This is a messenger RNA of Cyprinodon tularosa, 4414 nucleotides long. Its product is annotated as FYVE, RhoGEF and PH domain-containing protein 6-like. The record is from RefSeq and is a predicted model, not a curated record. The transcript has 21 exons. Gene Ontology annotation, molecular function: metal ion binding; guanyl-nucleotide exchange factor activity. Bases 197 to 3898 code for a protein of 1233 amino acids. Lineage: Eukaryota; Metazoa; Chordata; Actinopteri; Cyprinodontiformes; Cyprinodontidae. Gene Ontology annotation, cellular component: cytoplasm.
CUAGGAAGGGUUUAGUUCUGACGCGGCUCAGGUGAAGGAGCGACUCCGAUCCACUGAGCUGAGAGCUGUUUGAUCCAGAAAAUGACUGCUUUUCACUCGGUUAUCUCCCCUUGAGCGACUGGGACGUUUUCCCGGACAUGAAGGAAUUAUUUUGCGCCACAGUUUAGAUUUUUUAAGCGAAGCGAAUGAAGAGAAGAUGAACCCAGGCAUGGAUAAGCCACCUAUUGCUCCUAAGCCGAAGUUCAUUUCCCACCAGAGGCCUGUCCGGUCUCCUUUAGUCCCUAGAAGAGACGGCCUCUCGCGUCUCUCACCUGGCACACCAAAGAAGGUUAAACCAGCAAUUGCUCCAAAGCCAAUCUUGUCUAAAUUCCCAACUCCUUUAGAAUCCAGGCCCCCGAUUCUGAAGCAGCAAAAACCCCCCAAUGGAUUUUCCCAAAACAAAAAGCCUGAAUGGGAUUAUAUCAUUCCUAUUUGCCUGUGUGCUCAAGAAAACUGCACAUGCAUGAACAAGACGAAGCUCGAGCAGAGAGAAAAAGACUUUGAAGCACCACAACGUAGCAAAAUGGUAGAGAACAAAAACACUCCUCCUAUACCUAAGGAUAACAUCCAAGUGAUGAACAACACUUCAAAUAAUGGUCGUAUCAUUAAUUAUGAAAAGUUUAAUAAGACCCAAAGCCACAAAACAGACUCUGACACCGUUAGUGAUGAAAAGCCUGUUGGGCCAUCUCAGAGAACAUUGGGGCAAGAUGUACCUGGAACAGGACAACAGGGUGUUAGCCUUGGCUCAGAGCGAACCAGUGUGCAACCACCCAAACGUCCCCCACCAGGCCUUAGGAAGCCUCACCCUGUCCCUGUUCCAAGGAAACCCAGGACUAAUGCACCAUUCAGUCAGGAAAAGGUGGAGAGGGAUAGGGAUGAAACUGCCAUCCAGGAAAGCAUGGAAGUAAGUCUGCAGGAGGUGGAGAUGUCAUCAGAUGGAAAGGGAUGGUCAUCCCCAUCUGUCAGCAUACCUGUUAAUAACAAUAGAGCGGUUAUUCAGUCUGCAAGGCAGGCCUGUCCACCACCGGUCCCUCCUUCCAGAAAAAAACCUUUAUCUAACCCCUUAAAACCCCCUUUGUCUACUACACCAGCUCCAUCUGAGGACAUGGACUCUGAAGAUUUAGGUAGGAGCAACAGCAUCCAUGAGAUGGAGUUAUGUGUGGAUAGUGGCAUGGAAGUGUUGCCGAAGAAGGUUGUGGAUAAUCAGGAAGACAGGGAUCAGCUGCCUUUGGACACUACACUUAAUCCACCUAUACCCAAGGAUGUUCCAAAGAUGUUUGUGAAAGCAGAGGACAGAGGGAUUAAAAACAAAACGCCAAGGAAACUUCUGAGAAACAACAGCACAUUGGGAUUCCAUGAGGAUAAAGGCUUGAAGAAACUGGAAAACUUUGAAGCAAGGCAAGCCAAUAUAGUCAAAGAUGGGAAAUCGAAGGAACUGAUGAAAAGGGAGCUGCCUUUGCCUCCUCACCUGAAAUCAGACAAUAAACCUGCAAAACCUGAAAGCCUCAACCCUUCUCGUACUAGCCUCAACAAAAAGAAAUCCAAAUCCUUUUCUUCUGCGGACCUCAUUCACUCUGACGGACAGAAGGGAAAAGCCUUCAGGAAAAUCUUAGAACUGAAGCUCCACAAAAAGACAUUACAGAAGAAGACGACAAAAUCAGGCCAGACUUCUGAAACCACUGCGAAUUAUUCCAUAUCACAUCCUCACAGGGAAGAGUUUACUCACCCCAGCAGUCCAGACCAUAUGGGUAUUGAUGAUAACAUCCGUUUUUCCCAAGCUGGUGUUGAACAGAGCGUUGACGGAGAUGAGAUUUACCAGGAACCCCCGCAGUCUCCCAUCUAUCACACUAUUCCCCUUCAUUUUGAUAGUCCGGAUUAUGAAAACAUAGAUUUUGGAAAGCCCGUCUCUCCUUAUCCGGUUUUCGACCCAGAGGGGUGGCAGAGCCCUCAGAAUGAUGAUGAAGGGAUUUAUGAAGAGCAUGACCCUUAUUUCUCCUUGGUUAAAGAGCAACAGCAUCUGACACCAACAGGAUAUAAAAGAAAUUUAGCGGACGAGGAGUACAUUUUUAACAAUGAGACUCUCUCUGACGAUGAGUUUGAUGUCAACUCGUCAGAUGAAGAUGACAGCAGCUUCAACUCAUGUAAAGAAGACUUUGAGCAUCCAGAGAUUGGGCUGGAGAAUGGAAAACAGAAAACUAAGAUAGAACACAUCGCCACAGAAAUCAUGACCUCAGAGAGUGUUUUUGUUGAUGUCCUGAAGCUGCUACAUGUUGACUUCCGUGAAGCAGUGCAAAAAGCAUCUCAGCAGAACGGCAAGCCUGUGAUUGAGGAGCGUAUCCUCAAUCAGAUCUUGUACUCCCUCCCUCAGCUCUAUGAACUCAACCAAGACCUGCUUAAAGAGCUGGAGCAGAAAGUUGCUCACUGGGAUGAGAGUUCCCAGGUGGCUGACCUGUUCCUGAAGAAAGGGCAUUAUUUAAAGAUGUACUCCACAUACAUCCGCGAGUUCAACAAGAAUGUGAACCUACUGGAGGAGCAGACUAAGAAGAACUCUGCGUUUGCCGCUGUUGUCAGAGAAUUCGAGACGAGUCCACGUUGUGCUAACUUGGCUAUAAAACAUUAUCUGCUGAAGCCAGUCCAGCGAAUUCCUCAGUAUCAGCUGCUGCUCACAGACUACCUGAAGAAUCUGUCAGAAGACUCAGAUGACUACAAAGACACUGAAGCUGCCCUCGCUCUUUUGAAAGAGGUGGCCACUCACGCCAAUGACAUCAUGAAGCAUGGGGAUAACUUAGAGAAGCUGAUCCAGGUGCAAAAUCGUCUGAGCGGCCACCACGUCAUCAUCCAACCAGGAAGGGUCUUUAUCAAAGAGGGUUUCCUGAUGAAGUUGUCCCGGAAGGUCAUGCAGCCCAGAAUGUUCUUUCUGCUUAGCGACGUGCUGCUCUACACCACCCCUGUUCAGUCAGGCCAGUUCAAGCUGAAAAACAUGCUGUCUCUGUCCGGGAUGAAGGUUAGCAAACCCAGUCAAGAGGCCUAUCAGAAUGAGCUGAACAUAGAAAGUGUGGAGCGCUCCUUUAUUCUGUCUGCCAGUUCGGCUGCAGAGCGGGAUGAAUGGCUUACAACAAUUUCCUCGGCUAUCAGCGAAUAUACGAAAAGGAAAAUAAGUUUUAUGUCCACCAACACUCCAGCUCAGGGAAGAACAUCUCCUGGGGGACAUUUGGCCGAUCAAGUUGAUGGAGAGCCGUUGGGAUCUAAAGCCCCCAUUUGGAUUCCGGACCUACGGACAACCAUGUGCAUGAUCUGCACCUGCGACUUCACCCUGACGUGGAGGAGACACCACUGCCGUGCAUGUGGAAAGGUGGUUUGCCAGUCUUGUUCCUCCAAUAAACACUGUCUUGCAUAUCUAAAGAACCAGUCAGCACGAGUGUGUGACCAGUGUUUCCUCAUUCUUCAGCAACAGAAAAGUGACGUGGUCUCAAGCGCAGCAAUGACACCUGGAAGCAGGGCGACCAUCGCGUUUUCCAGGAAGCAGAAGAAGAUCCCGGCUGCACUUAAAGAGGUGUCAGCAAACACAGACGAUUCAUCCAUGAGCGGUUAUCUGCACAGGUCAAAGCACAAUAAAAAGCAUUGGAAGAGGCUGUGGUUUGUCAUUAAAGACAAAGUGCUGUACACUUAUGCAGCCAGUGAGGAUGUUGCAGCCUCAGAGAGUCAGCCCCUGCUGGGCUUCGUUUUAAAAGUCGAUUCCUCAGAGAAGCAGCAGUUUAAGCUAUACCACAAAAACACGCUCUACUACAUUUUCAGGGCAGACGACGCUCAAACGGCCCAAAGAUGGAUCGACUCGUUCAGAGAGGCAAUUGUAUUGUAACAUCUGAUGGGGAUUUCGAUGGUUUUUUUAACGUUUUUUUUUUAAAUAUAUAUAUAUAUAUACCUCAGAGCUCCAUAGAAAAAUGCAAAACAACUGUCGUCAUACACAUUUUUAUUUUUUACUUUAUUUUUAGGAUGCUAGAUUUUUCCAUUUUUGUACAUUUAAUUCACCUUUUAACUCCAAAAAAGUAAUCGUUCAAAAUUUGCAGGCUUUUGUCUUGGAUCUUCAUAUAUUAGUUAAUUAUAGUUACAAAUUCACAUUAAAUUCACAAAAAUUCAAAUGAUAAGUGAUUGGCAUCUAAGUUCUAGUUUUUGUUGUUCUAUAGCACCAUGCUGCCACACUAUCAGUAGAAAACCACAGAGGCUGCACUUUUGGUCUAACGCAUGAAGGCACUGUAUAAAAAUAACUUCACUGUAAUAUAUUUUGCACUUAAGUGGAUGUACAUAUGGAAUCUUACCUGUAAACUGUGAAAUAUCAUUUGACUGUGAAGCAAAUAUAGUCAAAUGUCUGCAGAUA